UUUACAAAGCGUAAAAAAUGGGUAUUGGUAGGGCUAGUUAUUUUGGGUAGCUGUUCCAUUUCCGUUGUUCGCAUAACUUGCUACAAUCCUCCGUUUCGAACAAUUUUGAUCGAUCUUCAUCGUCGCCCUCGCCGGAGACGAUCUCUCAACCAAAAAAACCAACUAUGCCGAAGAAGAUGGGUGUAAACAGCAAAGCCGAGGCCGCGAGAGCACGCAAGAGCGCCGUUGAGACCGAGCGCAAGGAGCGAGAGACUCAGCAGAAGGAGGAUCAAUUCUGGCGAGAAGCCGAGGGUCCCAAGUCCCGCGCCGCCAAGAAACGGGAGGAUGAAUCUGAGAAGCGUGCUGAGGCCGCCGCUCGAAAGGCGGAGGCACGCCGUUUAGCCGAUCAGGAGGAGAAGGAAUUGGAAAAGGCUAUGAAGAAGCCUGAUAAAAAGGCGAGUAGGGUUACAAUUCCGGUCCCCAAGGUAACCGAACUUGAAUUGAGGAAGCGCAGAGAGGAGGAGCAAGCUGAGCUCCAGAAGAAGGCCGAUGAAGCUAAGAAAAAGCUGAGCCGGACGGCGGCCGAGGAGGAGUACGAGAGGAUGGUGCUGGUUACCAAUACUAAUAGGGAUGAUUCAAUUAUUGAAGCCAGGACGGUUGAAGACGCGAUUGCCCAGAUAUCUGUUGCGGAUAAUUUGCCCGUGGAUAGGCAUCCAGAGCGACGGCUUAAGGCCUCUUUUAAGGCUUUUGAAGAAGCUGAGCUCCCCAGGCUGAAGGAAGAGAAACCUGGUCUUACCCACAAUCAGUAUAAAGACAUGAUAUGGAAGCUAUGGAAGAAGUCUCCUGACAACCCUCUUAAUCAGGUUGCAGCAGAGUGAGUUGAUCCACAUCCUUCGGCAUGGGGCAGGCAGGUUUUCCCUAGAUUAUUAAGCCUGUUAACUAAAGUUUGGUCAAAAUUUGUAAUCUGACCAAUUCUUCUUCAGUUCAGUUGUAUCCUGGAAUGUUUGGUUUGGUUUGCUACUUAUGGGUCUUUCUGUCUGUUGCAUACUAUGGCACAGGACUCUCGUAAAUACAUAUAAAUAGGUUUGGGUCCGGUGUUGUGCAAUAAGAAUCAAUAUUAUUAUGACCUUGCUUUGCUACUA
Messenger RNA from Cucumis sativus (cucumber), 1121 nucleotides. RefSeq names its product coiled-coil domain-containing protein 124. The transcript is spliced from 3 exons. Gene Ontology annotation, molecular function: transcription coactivator activity. Gene Ontology annotation, biological process: transcription by RNA polymerase II. Gene Ontology annotation, cellular component: nucleus. Bases 165 to 857 code for a protein of 230 amino acids. NCBI's taxonomy places the organism in Eukaryota, Viridiplantae, Streptophyta, Magnoliopsida, Cucurbitales, Cucurbitaceae. The record is from RefSeq and is a predicted model, not a curated record.